This is a messenger RNA of Penicillium subrubescens, 627 nucleotides long. RefSeq names its product cupin domain-containing protein. The record is from RefSeq and is a predicted model, not a curated record. The transcript has a single exon. The coding region runs from base 1 to 627 and encodes 208 amino acids. Lineage: Eukaryota; Fungi; Ascomycota; Eurotiomycetes; Eurotiales; Aspergillaceae.
AUGGUACAGUCUGCAAAUGACGUCAUUGCCACGGUUGAAGACCGAAUCCCAAAGAGGCCUGAGAGCUUCAAAUCCCCCAUCUCCCCAAAUACAAUCAUGUCUUUCCACCCACCAUCAGAUAUCAAAGUGACCUCUCGCCAGAUACCUGCGUGGCAGGGUAUUCCCAAUACCUCGAUCCAAUUAAAACCACUCAUGAUAUACCAUGGCGCCUUUGACGCCACACCCGCCGAGCUUGAGAGUCGCCUGGAAGCAGUAGGUGAAGUGGUGCCCCAAUGGGUAUAUACCAUGUACAGCACGGACCACUUUCAUUCUACCACUCAUGAAGUGCUCGGUGUCGUGGCAGGGCAGGCUCGACUCUGCUUUGGUGGUGAGGGGAACCCUGGGCGAUUUGAGCCGAUAGUCCAUCGCGGUGAUCUGAUUAUCGUGCCCGCAGGAGUUGGGCAUCGCCUGUUGGAGGAUCAGGGCGAUAAACCAUUCAAGAUGGUGGGAUCAUAUCCCCCUGGGAAACAGUGGGAUAUGUGCUAUGGCGAGGCAGGCGAAGAGGAGAAAGCCAAGAAAAUCCAAGAUCUGGCAUGGUUUCACCACGAUCCUUUAUACGGGGAUGAUGGCCCUGUUCUGCAUGUAUAG